Molecule: messenger RNA, 1767 nt
Organism: Musca domestica (house fly)
Lineage: Eukaryota; Metazoa; Arthropoda; Insecta; Diptera; Muscidae
Gene: S6KL
Product: serine/threonine-protein kinase S6KL
Exons: 10
Coding region: 205-1641 (478 amino acids)
Biological process (GO): protein phosphorylation
Molecular function (GO): protein serine/threonine kinase activity; ATP binding
Source: RefSeq, a predicted model, not a curated record
UCCCUAUACGAAAUCAUCAAGCAGGAGAAAAAAACGAAGAAAUCUAACACAAAAAAAUUUCAAUAGGGAGACCAUUUUCAAUCUUUCUUCUGAAAAAUGACUUUAUAGCAAGAAAAGACAAUUUUAGUGGAUUUUAAGUGUUUUUUAGAUUGUGUUUGUGUGCAAAACCCCCCAGCUUUUUUCAAAUUACUUGCAAAAAUUUUAAUGGGCAAUGUUAAAUCUAGGAAUGAUACCCAUCAUCAAGGAAAUAGGAAAUUUACCAGGAAUUUGAGUCAACCUCAAUUAACAACAACUGCAGUACAACCACCACCUUCAGGAACUUUGGGUGAAACAGCACAACAACAACAGACGCAGCACGACCAUCAUCAGCAGUCUCUGAAACAGGCCUCUUUCUGGAGUCUGGGCAGUUUAAAUUGGAAUUUGUCCUUUUCAACAUCGGGACGUCGCCACUCAUUUAAGCAACGGCAAAAAUCUUCGCGCAAAAGCUUCAAUACCCUACAGUAUAGUCGCCGAUCAAAAACGCAAUGGCAUAAACCUCUAACAAAUGCCAUUUUCAGUUCACACUUUAAAGAGUCGAGUCGUAAUAGUGAAUUUCAUAUAGACCAUUUGGUAGCUAAGGGUGCCUUCGGUGUGGUUUUCAGAGUUAUUGAUAAGAACGCCGCAGAAAAGCAACAACAUAAGCACGGACAACAAGAAAAUAAUACUGAUAAACAAUCUUCAACUCCUGUUUAUGCACUAAAAGUUCUUAAGAAAUCUAAAAUCAUAUCGGAGAAUAGUAUUCAGCAAAUUAAAGACGAGGCAGAUAUACAAAAAUUGUGUGGCCAUCAUCCAUUUAUAGUUCAACAAAUUGAUUUGUGGCAAAAUCGUCAUAAUUUGCAUAUACUUUCCGAAUACGUACCAAAUGGUGAACUUUUCUCUAAAAUAGCAAACUUUUCCCUGGAUCUAAUACGUAUCUACUUGGCUGAAAUUGCUUUAGCUUUGGAUUUCCUUCACAACGCUGGCAUUAUUUAUCGUGAUGCCAAACCAGAAAAUAUUCUACUAAGCGCUGAUUAUCAUUUGAAAUUAACUGAUUUUGGAUUAAGCAAGUGGCUGAAACUUGGUUUAUCGACAAAAACUAUGUGCGGCACAUUUCAAUAUAUGGCUCCGGAAAUUUUAAGGGGUGAACCCUACACUCACUCCGUUGAUUGGUGGUCAUUGGGCAUAAUUGUUUGUCAAAUGUUUGUUAAGAGGAGUCCGGAUAUUAGGCAAUUUAUAACCAUUACCCUGCCGGAGCAUUUACAGCCCAAGGAUAGUGUGGAUAAUAUUUUACACAGCAGGCAGGAGGAUUUGCCCGAGGCCAUAAAUCGUGAUUUAAGGGAUAUCGAUGAGUUUUUACCAGAAGAGGUGGCAGCAUUGCCACACGAGGCUCGCGAUGUUCUGAAACGCUUACUGGAAUUUGAUGGCCAGAAGAGGUUACAUUCUGUCAGAGCUUUGCAGAAAAUUGCAAUGUAUAAGGAUUUUAAAAUUGAGGCGAAAUAUUUAUUGAAUCUCCGUCCAUUGGAUAUAAUCAAAAACGACAACAUCACUCUUUUUGAUGGCGACGAGAACAUACGAAGUGCCGAAAACAAUAUUGAGGCUGCUACACUAUUCCAAAACUUUUGAAAAACUAUGAAAAUAAUUCCUGAAAUAUCAAAAAAUAUUAAGAAAUCCUGAUGCCUUAUUUAGAAUCUCAUUAAGCCAUAAACAUUCCAAUUAAGCUCAAUUUUAAAAUGUACAAUCAAGAGUUUU